Gossypium raimondii (Peruvian cotton) is the source of this 3046-nucleotide messenger RNA. RefSeq names its product probable glycosyltransferase At5g03795. Gene Ontology annotation, molecular function: glycosyltransferase activity. The record is from RefSeq and is a predicted model, not a curated record. The transcript has 5 exons. Bases 383 to 2914 code for a protein of 843 amino acids. NCBI's taxonomy places the organism in Eukaryota, Viridiplantae, Streptophyta, Magnoliopsida, Malvales, Malvaceae.
CUGUAUUGCCAUGGUUUCACCAUAACAGCAGCUGUAAGAAGCAUUGAAUUUCCCGUUGAGAUUUCAAAUUCCCCAUGCAAAAUUAUUGUUUGGCUGCUAAGAAAAUAAUAGAAAAUCUUUAUAAAAGUAAAAGUAAAAGCAAAAGCAAAAUCAAAUCAAGUGUAGAGAAUAGAAAAGAAGAGAAGAAGAUUCUCUAGCUUUUAGAACUGUCCACCUCUUGGAGAAAAUUCCCGUGCUUACUUUUCUUUUCUGUGAAUUUUCGGUCUCAUCCCUGGUUUUCUUUUUCACCAAACAGAAUAUUUAAAGAACGAAAGCUCGGUGAUUGAAAAUCGGAUGAUAUUUAGCGUUUUAAUCAAUUGAUAAUCAGUCGAAUAGUUUCUCAAUGGGGCAUGAGCUUAAAUCUUUGAGUCAAUUGGAUACCAGAAAAUUGAUUUGGCUUAUAGGAAUAACGUUUGCCGUGAUUGUAACAUUCCAGUAUAUUGAACUUCCAUACGGCAACGUUUUGUGGUCAUUAUUUCCUUCCGGUAAGGUUUCGGUUGAUGAAAAAAGUAGCUUCUUAGCUAGUGGUCCGUCGUCUGCUGAGUCUGGUUUCUACUUUAAUGGUACAAAUGCCGGUAAUGAGACGGUUCACGAUGAUGAGAUCUUCGAAGGGAAAGACAUAGAUACUGAUGUUAUAACAGAAGCAGAUGUGGGGUUGAAUAAAUCUUCUACAUUCGGUGAAGGUACCAAAGCUUGGAAGGAGUCUUCGACUGCUGAACCGGUAGAGUUAAAUAAGAAUUCAACAGCGGACAAAGCCGGUAAUGAGACAGCUCAUGAUGAUGAGAUCUUUGAAGGGAGAGACUUAGAUGCUGAUGUUAUAACAGAAGCAGAUGUGGGCUUGAAUAAAUCUUCUACAUUCGAUGAAGGUACUAAAGCUUGGAAGGAGUCUUCAACUGCUGAACCGGUAGAGUUAAAUAAGAAUUCAACAGUGGACAACGCCGGUAAUGAGACAGCUCAUGAUGAUGAGAUCUUUGAAGGGAGAGACAUAGAUACUGAUAUUAUAACAGAAGCAGAUGUGGGCUUGAAUAAAUCUUCUACAUUCAAUGAAGGUACCAAAGCUCCGAAGGAGUCUUCAACUGCUGAACUGGUACUAGAGUUAAAUAAGAAUUCGACAGUGAAUAAUGCUGAAAGUUCAAAAUCGGAAGAGUUUGAGAAGGACAGUAACAUCACAAGUUUAAAUAAUCUGAACCAAACUGGUGCUGUUAAUGAAACAGCUAAAGCAGAUGAUUUCACACCAGAAGUAGGCUUGAAUAGGUCUUCCAUAUUAGAUAAGGAACUCGAUGAACGAAGCAACAUUACCAUGUUGAACAUUGCGGAAAGUUCCAAUAAUAAGAGUGUUGCAGAGAAUGUUGGCACAAGCGAGGAAAGUUUUGCUUCAAAGAAUGAUACUGUUGAUAUUAACACUUCAAACAACAAUGCCCCAGAUACAGGUCUUGGUACAACUAAUAGUACCUCGGAGAAAGGUGUUAAGACAAAUAUCAGUGCUCCUGUUGUGUCUUUCAAUUCCAGUAUAUCUUCAGUGGAGCAACAUGUGACACCAAGUUUCGACAAGAACGAAAAACCGAAACCGAAACCGAUUCAGAAUGAUUUCACCAAACCAAGUGAUAAUUCUUCUCCCCGUAAAGCUCCUAAGUUGAAGAAAAAGCCUGAGAUGCUACCACCUGCAGUAACUACAAUAGCUGAUAUGAACAAUUUGUUAUAUCAGAGUCGUGUUUCAUAUGAAUCUCCGACACCAAAAUGGUCUUCAAGAGCAGACAAAGUUCUACUAGAAGCAAGAUUGCAGAUCGAGAAUGCACCCAUUAUAAAGAAUGAUCCACAACUUUAUGCACCUCUUUUUCGGAACCUUUCUAUGUUCAAAAGGAGCUAUGAAUUGAUGGAGAACACACUCAAAGUAUAUGUCUACAAGGAAGGAAAAAGACCCAUAGUACAUACACCAGUUCUCAGGGGUAUUUAUGCCUCUGAAGGAUGGUUCAUGAAGCAACUAGAAUCUAAUAAAAAAUUUGUCACUAAAAACCCAAGAGAUGCCCAUCUGUUUUACUUACCUUUCAGUUCAAGAAUGUUAGAGGAAACUUUAUAUGUGCCUGAUUCUCAUAGUCAUAAGAACCUUAUAGAGUAUUUGAAGAACUACGUUGACACGAUUGCGGCAAAAUAUCCUUUCUGGAACAGAACUGAAGGAGCUGAUCAUUUUCUGGUUGCUUGCCAUGACUGGGCACCAUCUGAAACAAGAAAUCACAUGGCCAAUUGCAUAAGAGCCCUAUGCAAUUCAGAUGUUAGAGAAGGUUAUGUUUUUGGCAAGGACGUGUCUCUUCCCGAGACUUAUGUCCGGAACCCGCAGAAACCUCUUAGAGAUCUCGGAGGCAACCCUCCAUCUAAGAGACCGAUCUUGGCUUUCUUUGCAGGAAGCAUGCAUGGUUAUUUAAGGCCAAUCCUGUUAGAGCAGUGGGGAAAUAAAGACCCUGACAUGAAAAUCUUUGGCAAAAUGCCUAAUGUUAAGGGGAAAAUGAACUAUAUUCGGCACAUGAAGAGUAGCAAGUACUGCCUUUGUCCGAGAGGGUACGAAGUUAAUAGUCCAAGAGUGGUAGAGGCCAUCUUCUAUGAAUGUGUCCCAGUGAUCAUAUCCGACAAUUUCGUGCCUCCAUUUUUCGAAGUUUUGAACUGGGAAUCAUUUUCUGUAUUCAUUUUAGAAAAGGAUAUUCCAAACUUGAAGAAGAUCCUCUUAUCGAUCCCCAUCAAGCGGUACCGGCAGAUGCAGCUGAGAGUCAAAAAGAUACAGCAACAUUUUCUUUGGCAUCCAAAGCCUGAGAAGUAUGAUAUAUUUCAUAUGAUUCUUCACUCAGUUUGGUACAAUAGAGUUUUCCAAAUGAAACCAAGGUAACUGAGCUUUUAAUUUGUGUAAAUAGACGACGAGAUUUUAAUUUUCUGUAUAGAAUAUGUUGAAUUAUUUUGCUAGUGAAUUUGUUUUUCACAUCUUUUAAUAAUUAAAUAAAACAUCAAUAAUAUUAUGAAA